AUGGCAAACGAGACGCCGACGAAAAAAAAAAAUAGAAAAUAUAGAGAACAAAAAAAAACGACGGUUUUGAUGAUCCGCCUUCGAGAUGGCAAUUGCGGAAAUUUUUUGCUUGUUUUGGUUUUGGCGUUGUUAUUCAGUGCAGAAAUAUGUUGCCUUGAUCAUGAAAGUAAUUGGAGUAGACUUAAAGGAAAAGAGAUCAAAUUUCACUAUUCUCCUUCUGUAACUGUCGUUAAGUAUAAAAAUUGUGAUAAUAUGGCUCAUUGA
Molecule: messenger RNA, 264 nt
Organism: Clunio marinus
Lineage: Eukaryota; Metazoa; Arthropoda; Insecta; Diptera; Chironomidae
Source: the annotation of a GenBank genome assembly